Diprion similis is the source of this 4218-nucleotide messenger RNA. Its product is annotated as dynein axonemal heavy chain 12-like. The coding region runs from base 1 to 4218 and encodes 1405 amino acids. The transcript has 3 exons. NCBI's taxonomy places the organism in Eukaryota, Metazoa, Arthropoda, Insecta, Hymenoptera, Diprionidae. The record is from RefSeq and is a predicted model, not a curated record. Gene Ontology annotation, molecular function: dynein intermediate chain binding; dynein light intermediate chain binding; ATP binding. Gene Ontology annotation, biological process: microtubule-based movement. Gene Ontology annotation, cellular component: dynein complex.
AUGGAAAGACAAGAAUUCUAUAAUCUCGUCUACGGCAAGACAAAGGUGCCGCGAAGACCUCCGAUACCAAAUUUAAAUCAGUUCACAAGUAAUGACUACGAUAAAAAUCCAUUACUUAAAUUUAGUACGCAGAAAGUGCGAACGCGUGAAGUAGUUGAGUUAAUUGCAAACUCUGCCGAUAAUUCGCGUACCAAAGAAUUAUUAAUGAGGGAUGUCGAUGAUAAGAGUAUUGAGACACGUUAUCAUCAUCUUGACUUACCAGAAUCAUUUUACAUCCACAUUGCAAAAUUUUACGGAAAUUCUAUACCUACAGUUGAACAUCCGAUAGAGUGGGAAGAAAAUAUUUUGCGAUUAAUCCCAAAGAGUAUUAGAUCCAAAUACCCGCAUAUUGUGGAACAAAUAAUCCAGGAGACGAGACAGAAGUAUUUUGAAGAAAUGCAUGGAUUUGGAAUCAAAAUGGUACUACAUCCAAGCUUAAGAAAAGACGAUCUUGAACUUUCACCCAUCGAGACUCCCUUUGCUCACGAAGGCCGGACCAAAAAUUAUGAAAAUUUUUUGAAAAAUCGUAACUUUAUCAGAGGACAGUAUUUUUUAUCCCACAAAUUGAUUAGGGUAAUCAAAGCAAAGGCAUACUCUGGACUUCCGGAAAAGUUCCUACAAUUUUCUCGCUAUCACAGCUUGGGACUACUAGAGUUACACAAGCUGAAGGACGCCAUUGCCAAAGAUCUUCGGAACAGUGGGCUUCUAAUAAUGAGGCGUUAUUACGACGAAGUAGCAAAACUAUUAAAGCGAACAAAGUAUCUUGAUCUAGCCUGCAUGGUAAAAACCUUGGCGCAAUUCUUACGCUGUGCUACAAGGCUGUUUGUCCAGGAAAUCCUGAAUCGCAUGAUCACGACCGUGGAAGACCUAAUUGAAGUUCUGGGUAAUCCACAACAGUGUCCACGCUUAAAGCUCGAGCUCAUUUGCACGAAUUGCGAACUCGUCAUGAAUCCAUGUAUCGAGGAGAUCUACCAAAGCUAUCACCAAAUUGUAGAGGAUGUGGCAAACUUAGGCCAGGAACUUACUCCCUUCGAGUAUUGGCUGAAAAUAAAAACCAAGAAAAACUACAUGGACGUAAAACUACCAAAAUGGUUUAGAAACGAAGCCCACGAGAGAUUGCAAACAAUCCUAGAAAAAGUCUUUCAUCCUGUGAACUCUCAUUGUGCCCGACAUAAGAGUAAAUUCGAUGUCGUAUGCAGACCGGAAACUGAAGCCGAAAUCGUGGAGUUUGUUAGCGAAUACCGCGAGUUCCACGAAUGCUGCGUUGAAGUGAAAAGGUUUAUUGGCUUCAUAAAAGAAACCAACGAAAUGGUCGCGAACGAAUAUUACGCAGUUGGCCGACUUGGGCAAGCCAAUGCAAAGUCAGUCCUGAAAACAAAAACUGCAAAAAUCGUUGGCAUCGUUGUCAAAGAGCUAGUGAGGCAUCAUCAAGAGUAUAAUAAGUCGAUAUGUAAUACUUUCGAAAAGUUGACAGCGAAGGCAUUGAACGUACCGAAUAACGCCAAGGAUCUAUUCCUGCUGACUGAAUAUAUGGCGUACGCUUCCAGCGUACUAAUUGGGGAACUUGAAGAGAAGAUUCGGUGCUCUAUUGAAAUGUUGGACUCAUUAAUAGGGAUUGCUACUCUGGAUGAUUCGCAUCUGGAGCUGAACAGACAAACGAUAAAUUGGCUUAUUAAAAUCGGCCCAGUGUUCGAAGAAAGUGCCAUACUGUGUGAGGCAACCAAAUGCGAGCUAGAAGACGAACUGCAGCGGCGCAUAAACGUGCUCAACGAAGAAGUCGACAAGUUUUUCCCGAAAUUAGUAAUUCUCGAUGAUAUGGACGACGCAAAACGCAUUCGAGAGUACGUCGACGACCUCAGUAUGUUGAUGCGACACGUUGAAGGGAUAGACGAACAGAUAAGUUGGAUCAAUCUGGAGGAGAGGCUAUUUAAGUUUCCGGAAACAACUUUCACCAAGGUUAAUGAGGUGAAGGAAACGAUUGAGCCAUUCCACACCCUCGUUCGUUUGAUCUAUAGAUGGAAACGUGACAAUGACGUAUGGCUUGAUGGACCUUUCGAUUACCUAGAUGCGAAUGUGAUCAAGCAGAAAACCGACGAGUAUUUUGCCCGUUUUGGUGAAAUUAGUAGAUCCUAUCGCACAAAGUUAAAGGCGGACCUGGCGGCGAACAAAUCUUAUCGGUUUUCAGGGAUCGUCGAUGACCCAGAUCCCAUGCAACAACCAGCCCCGCUGAAAUUGUGUUGGCAGGUGAUCAAGGAAGUGAAUGAUUUCAACCAAUACGUUCCCCUGGCGAUGUGCUUCUGUAACCCAGCACUGGUUAAACGGCACUGGGACGAAAUGUCCGUGAUUGCUGGUAUCGACCUCGUCCCGAAUGCUGGAACUACUUUGCGAAAAAUAAUUGGAUUCGAUCUAACGCACGACAUCGAAAAGUACCAGGUGAUAAGCAUUGGAGCAAAUAAAGAACUAGCUCUUCAGCAACAACUUGCAGCCAUGAUAAACGAAUGGGAUCCUCUAAUCUUGAGAACGAAGCCGGUCACGAACACCGAUCUGAGAGUUUUAAUAGAGCCGGAAGACGUAGAGAUCCUCCUUGCAGAGCAACUGACCAAGAUUGAGGAGAUGGGUGCCUCAUACUUUGUGAAACCUAUCGAGCGUGAGGUUGCAAGCUUUAAAGCCACCCUAAAAACAAUCGGAAAAACACUGGAUAGAUGGAUCGCCCUGCAGUACCGAUGGCUAGAUCUUCGUUCGAUCUUCGCCAGUCGAGGAAUCAAAUCGGAACUUUCCAGGGAGUCUAGGCUGUACGCGUCGAUCAGCAUGGUACUCAGCUCCGCUCUGAAUAAGAUUUCGAAGGAUCCCCGCGUGCGCGUCGUAGCGGAGAGCCAAGAUUUCCUUUCAUCCGUGCUCCGCAGUACUGAAGACAUGGAAAGGGUCAAUGAAGGCAUUCGUCGCUAUCUUAUGACUAAAAGGCUGCGAUUUCCACGAUUCUUCUUCCUCUCGGAUAAAGAAGUACUGCGGACUCUAUUCGAUUUCUGUGAUUCAACGCAGGAUCCCCAGCUCUGUCUUACCAAGUGUUUUCACGGGCUAGCAAGACUCACUGCGAACCCAGACCCCCAGAGCUAUUCCAUUACUGGUCACGACAGUGAAGAAAUUUGCAUUCAAGGGUGCAGUUUCCAAUCACUGAUGGAUACCGGUCGUACCGAGGAUUGGCUAAUCCGUGUUGAACGUGAUAUAGUAACAACCUUGCAGGAAAAAAUUCGAACCAGUUGUAUGGAAUACAUAGAAAAGAAUGCUGCAAAGGAAGAUGCUGAUUUUAGAAUCGCCUGGAUUUUCACCUGGCCAGGAAUGGUCUCUCUUUGUGCAACUCGCAUCUUUUGGACAUCCCAAGUGACGGCAGCUCUGUCCGACCGUAAUCUGAAAGCUCUCACCGACUAUAAAAGAGACAUCGAAAUGCAAAUUGUUGGUCUGGUAAAAGAGACCAGAAAACUAUUGUCGCGAAAACAACGGCUCGUUUUGGUAACAAUGAUCGUCGCAGAGCUUCAUAACAUGGAUAUCGUAAAGGAGCUUAUUGAGAAGAAAGUCGAUAGGCAGGAGGACUUCGACUGGCAGGUUCAGCUGCGAUACUACCUCGAAGGUGAGGAUCAACUAACAAAGACGGUUGUCGUAAGAAUGAUGGAUGCAACAAUGAACUACGGCUACGAAUAUUUGGGUAAUGAAGCAACGUGUCCAAUCAUCGUGACACCUUUGACUGACAGAUGCUACCGCACCUUAGUCGAGGCUCGAAGCUGCUGCUUGUAUGGCUCGCUGGAAGGCCCCACGGCCACGGGGAAGACGGAAACUGUUCGAGGACUCGCCAGGGCUUUGGGCGUUCAGUGUGUUGUCGUUGGGUGCUCCGAGCACAUGGACUACGUCUGCAUAGGAAACAUCAUGAAGGGCGUUGCCAGCUGUGGUACUUGGGUGUGCCUUGAUGACUUUCACUGGCUUGAUCCAGAGGUCCUAUCCGUUGUGGGACAGCAAAUGCAGGCAAUUACUCGAGCUAUUCGCACUUCAGCGAAGCGUUGUGAUAUAGAGGGUACCAGUCUGAGGUUGAAUCUCACAUGUAAUAUUUGCGUAACCUUGGACUCAGGACACAAGUUGAACUCUAUACCGGAGGCUUUACAAGUGCCAAAAUUCUUGCCAGACGACUAG